AGCUGCGGAGGGAGGUGAAGAUGGAACUGUUUUCGUCAAUCAAGGCCCUCCUGAAUUCUCAAGAGGCGGCAGCGUCAGUGGCGGCUGGAAGGACGAGGAGUUCACCAGAGGAGUUGGCGCAGAAAAAGAACGAGCUAUUGCGGUCUUACCUUGGGAAUGCCUUCGCCGACAUCGAACACCUUGUCAGUCAGAUCGAGCAUAUCCAAAGAGAGAUCAAGGGCGAGGGCGAGACCCACAAGAUUCUAGCCUGGCACAUCGCCACCAGCCUCUGCCAGAUCAAACUACUGGAACAACAAGCCACCGGUCGCUGGCGAGACGACCUGUAUAACCUCACUCUGCCCGAGGGCGGUGGUGAUGGUGAACUCGCAGAUGUGUGGCCGCAUUAUGUCACCGCCGUCACCCUGUCCAACUACCGUGCGUACCUGGUCAGGCAGGCACUGGUGCCGGACAAUGGCCUCGUCGCCUACAAGGUCCUCCAUGAAGUGAGGAGGGAGGCCGCACAAUCCAUGCGCGGGUGCAACGCGAUGCAAGGGCUUCCGCAUCAGCUCAUCCUAAACUCCAACAGGCCGCGGUGCAAUGGGGACGACGGUGAGAGGGCAUCAUUGACAUUGGCGCGCUGCUAUCGGAGGAGCUCGUGGCGGCGUUCGGUGGCGGCGCCGAGGUCGAGCUAUGGAAGAGGCUGGGCAAGUUCUGGGCGGGUUUCCUGCUGCACCUGUCGGCAUCGACGAGGGCGGCGAAGCAUCAGGUGCACCUGCGCGGGAGCGGGGAGCUCACCACGCACCUGUGGGUGCUCCUUUCGCACGCCGGCUUCCUUGGUGAGACCAGCCAUGGCGAUCAAAUGCUCGACCCGGCUGACCUCACCAACUCCUAAUUAUGCUGAAGCAUCGUAUAUAGAUUUAUUAACAUCUAUAUGAAUGUGAGCAAUGCUAGAAAGUUUUAUAACCUGAAACAGAGGGAGUAGCUUGUAUCAUCAUAUCAUAGGCAGAUUGUACUUUUAAGCAUAUAUUGCAAGCUAAUAAACUUGGGUUUAAGAGCAAA
Molecule: messenger RNA, 1038 nt
Organism: Oryza sativa Japonica Group (Japanese rice)
Lineage: Eukaryota; Viridiplantae; Streptophyta; Magnoliopsida; Poales; Poaceae
Source: RefSeq, a predicted model, not a curated record